This is a messenger RNA of Ambispora gerdemannii, 396 nucleotides long. NCBI's taxonomy places the organism in Eukaryota, Fungi, Glomeromycota, Glomeromycetes, Archaeosporales, Ambisporaceae. The record is from the annotation of a GenBank genome assembly.
AUGAUUGUACCAUCUAUAAUUACUACAAAACGAAGGGUUAUCUUUGCAGCAACAGCUUGGGAUGCGAUUCCUACGAACUCUAUCUUAAUGACGAUGAACUUAAGAGGUGUUAUUGCAGAUCUAGGAAUUAAUAUCCACUUUCGUCUAUUUGUUACAGGACCUUUCAGUGAUGAUAACGAAACUAAUGACAUCUACUUGUUCCUCAUAGUGUUGGUAGAAAUACUCAAGCAGCAAAUCGUUUAUGAUAUUGCUGUGGAGUUAUCAACUAUAUGUGAUGGGAUUGGUAACAAUUCUUAUCUUGAAGACGUGCAGCAAUGGAUUUAUUUAGGUUCUGGAGAUGAUGGAAAACUUGCGACGCUUGGUCUGGAAGGUGGAAUCAUUGAGCGGAACAACUAG